AUGCCUGGAAUCUUGCCCAUGAAGGUGAUUAAGGUGGGAUCGAGCGCGCAGAGCCGUAUAGCCCAGGCUUGCGAUCGUUGUCGCAGCAAGAAGAUAAGAUGCGAUGGGGUUCGGCCAUGUUGUUCGCAAUGCUCCAACGUCGGCUUCGAGUGCAAGACGAGCGACAAGCUUAGCCGCAGAGCCUUCCCACGAGGAUAUACAGAAUCCUUGGAAGAAAGGGUUCGUACAUUGGAGGCCGAGGUGAGGGAAUUGAAAGAUCUGCUGGACGAGAAGGAUGAGAAGAUAGACAUGUUGUCGAAAAUGCAUUCGAAUCGACGUCCAUCCAUGUCGCCCGGGACGCCGCCUGUCGAUGCACGAAAAGAAGCGGCCGCCAUGCCAGUAAAAGAGGACGUAUUUCGUGUCCAAGCCUCGCCGUUGCUGUUGGGAGCUGAAAAUUCAGACUUAUAUUUCAUGGGGGCUUCCAGUGGUAGAGCUUUUGUUGACGCUUUCAAACGUAGAAUACAGGAAAGUGGCAAAUCCCUCGCUGGGUUCAACAUGGAAGCUUUCCUCAACAUUCAACGUAAUAACCCAUCACUCUCGCAAAUACCAACUCCAAAGAGCUCGACGACGCCUCCUCGGAUAUUCUCGGAUAGAUGCGUCAAUAUCUUCUUUCAGGAAUGGGCACCACUCUUCCCGGUCCUGCACAAGCCAACUUUUCUCCGGUUAUAUGAGGAGUACAUGUCAAAUCCACAGCAGAUGGUAGGGUCUCACAAGUUGGCUCAACUACACCUUGUAUUCGGAAUUGCAAGCCUUUCUGGCGACGUUCCAGACCGAGAACACGUUGCGCUUUGCGAGUUCCAGUGGCGCUUGUCCCUCGAGGCAGUUCUUAUGGAGACUUCACUUGCGACACUCCAGUGCCUCAUUCUAGCUUUGAUUUAUUGCAUCUCCAAGGCUGAUUACGCCCGUCUUCAACAUUAUAAAGCAAUUGCUGUCGGUCUUUCGCAUCGUCUUGGCCUGCACCAAAGUCAGAAGCGAUUCUCGUUUGGCGCCCUCACAAUUGAGACUCGCAAGAAGGUGUUCUGGACUUUGUAUACUAUUGACUGCUUUUCUGCCGCUCUACUCGGCCUGCCAAAACUGCUCAAGGAAGAAGAUUAUGUAACCGAGAAAGGCUUUCAACCUACUCUGCCUGGAGAAUAUACAAAGAUCUCAAGCGCACUUGCACUUUUCCGCGCAUCACAUAUCUUAUCAAAAGUAUUGGAGCAAAAUUACCCAGCUGCUGCAGCGCAUGACCUUUCACUCCAGUCCCUUACAGUUCUUGAAAAUGAGUUGAAUGAGUGGUCUGAAAGCCUCCCAACUCAUCUCAAGCUUACUUUCGUGCAAGACAAGCCAUCAACUGAUAUGACUGGGAGUCGAUCAGCAUUACUGUCACUUGCUUUUUACUACAUUCGGAGUUUGAUUCAUCGUCCUGCUAUUGGCUCUACAUUAGGCAGCAAGUCUUCGUCAUCGGUGAUAUCUCUCGCUGAAUCUAGCAAGCGGAUCAUUCAGAUAGUGCAGCUUCUCCAGGAGAGAAACAUGUCAUUCUCUUUCUGUGUGAAUAAAAAUGAGAUGCUUACUCUUUGUGGCUUAAGCCUCCUCUACCAAGGUCUCGAACUCAAGCAGGAAGGAAAGCUGAUGCAAGACGGUCAACGUUUGGUUGCAGUCGUGAUAGGAUACCUUGAGAAGGCUGGGGCUCCUGGGGCGUCUGACUUCAAGAAGCUUGCUGCAUCUUUGGUAAAUCCAGAUUCUCAGUCGAAGACUGUGGCUGCACGAAGCCCUAGCAUCAUGCCAGCUACCAAAAGCACAAAAUCUACGCCAUCUCCAUCUGUUAGCAAACAACAACUUCGUCCUCAAAUGCAUCGACACGGAAGCGCUAGCAUGAGCGACACAGAUCUCUUGUCUCAACAAGAUAAGCUACGGCGUGCAACUUUACCGAACAUUGGUAUGAAUCGCCUCGACCGUCAUUAUCAUCACGACCGAAUCUCUACAGAAUCGGAUCCUUCAGAAACGCCAAUGCCAAAACGAGAAUAUCGAGGUUCAGCUCCACAGAUGCCAACCGUCUUGAAACGCGCAUUGAAGAACGACAAACCUCCCAAUCUGGAUUACCUUUCUCUCAAUAAUACUCCCGUAUCGUCACAACCACAAUCACCAGUUCAAUCUCGAGCUCAAAAUCCUCCUCACAUGUCCCAUAAUUCCGAUCAUUCAAAUAACUACUCGAACCCGGCCUUGAAUACCAACACCAAAACAGCCGCAGCAUCACCGACGGAAUGGGAGGUCCUCCUCGGCUCACUAGACGGAGGUCAGAGCAAUCUGUACGAUGCGAUUUAUGGAGGGCCCGCUUUGUCACUCACAGACACGACGACCUCUAACUACGGAGACUGGUCUCCUGACUCUGGUUGGGACAUGACUCCUAUGACAAUGAAUGACUUUUCCGCGCCAGGACCCGCACGAAGUGUGCUAAGUCUCAGUGAGGAGAGUUUAAGUUCUGGAGAAGAUCUUUCUACGAGCGAUUUGGGCAUGGGUAGUACACAACAAGAGUUCAGGCACACUAUGAUGCCGGGCUCGGUACCGAGUGGAGAGAACUAUUUACUGGAAAAUCUGGAAGGACCUUUUGGAUUGUAA
This is a messenger RNA of Lachnellula hyalina, 2637 nucleotides long. RefSeq names its product Transcriptional activator protein. The record is from RefSeq and is a predicted model, not a curated record. Lineage: Eukaryota; Fungi; Ascomycota; Leotiomycetes; Helotiales; Lachnaceae. The transcript is spliced from 5 exons. Gene Ontology annotation, biological process: regulation of DNA-templated transcription; DNA-templated transcription. Bases 1 to 2637 code for a protein of 878 amino acids. Gene Ontology annotation, molecular function: DNA-binding transcription factor activity, RNA polymerase II-specific; DNA binding; zinc ion binding.